AUGCCGCCAUCUACUCCUAAAUCAGCGAGGACGACAACUGGAUGUCUUUCAUCAGGCAAAAAAAGGUUAAAACAGGCUACUUUAACGUCGUUUUUUAAGAAGGCUAGUGCUAGUGGAACCCCGAAUUCGACUGUUAAAGCUGGAAAAGAGCCAUUUGCAUCGUCUAAUUGUGGUACUCCUACUAAAGCCAAUGAAUUGAAGCUAUUUAUUGGCGAUGAAGAUAGUGUGAAUGAUACAACGUACGUGACGGCCAAUGACGGUGACAUCUCAAUGGACCUAUCCCUUCCUAGGGAGACUACCUCGGCUCAGACUCAGGAAUCUUCUGAAGAAAAGGAUGGUAGUAAUGUUUCCACUGUUUUGGAUAGUGAUGAUACCUGUAGGAAAUCCAAACGUAUAAAGUCUUACGCAGAGGACAGUGGCGACGAAGACGAGAUACCUCUUGGUAAGCGUCGUAAAGCUAAAAAGCGGUCAGCUGCUGACAGCGAUGACGAUGAUGACGAUAUUUAUGUCCCAGAUAAACUUGAUAGCCCCGAGGACGACUUUGUUGGUAUACUUGAUGAUGAUGAAAACGUAGAUAUUUUGCAAUUGGGUUCGAAAACGCAAUCGACGACACUAGGAAAGAACCGUCCUGCAGCCCGUACUACUAAAGUACAGUCCAGCGUUGGCUCUGGGGGAGCGAUUAAACGUCUAAAGAGCGAGAGCCCUGUUAAGCAUAAGAAGUUCGCGAAAGUCAACGAGGAAAGAUAUCAAUGGUUGGUUGAUGAGCGAGAUGAAGAUGGACGCAGUCCUUCCGAUCCUGACUACAAUCCUCGCACAUUAUUUAUUCCGGAUUCAGCUUGGGCCUCUUUUACUGCAUUUGAGAGACAAUAUUGGGAAAUUAAGUCCAAGAUGUGGGACUGUAUUAUUUUCUUUAAAAAAGGUAAGUUCUUUGAAUUGUAUGAAAAAGAUGCACGUCUAGCAAACCAGUUAUUUGAUCUUAAGAUUGUGGGAGGAGGCAGGGCCAACAUGCAGUUGGCUGGUAUCCCAGAAAUGUCUUUUGAUUACUGGGCCAGUCAGUUUAUUCAGCACGGGUACAAAGUAGGAAAAGUUGAUCAACGCGAGUCAAUGCUAGCCAAAGAGAUGAGGGAAGGAAACAAAGGUAUAGUGAAGAGAGAACUUGAACUGGUGUUGACAUCUGGUACUUUGACUGAUAUUGGCAUGUUGAAGAGUGAUAUGGCAACUUAUUGUUUGGCGGUACGGGAAGAACCAAUUGAUUUCUAUACUGUGGAAGAAGGUGGAGAUCCGUUGCCUGCUUCUCAGCAGAUGGGAAGGCUAUUUGGUGUGGCUUUCGUCGAUACAGCCACCGGUCACAUCAAUGUGUUGGAGUUUCAAGAUGAUUUAGAGUGUUCGCAGCUAGAUACUCUUAUGGCUCAAGUGAAGCCAAAGGAAGUGAUUAUUGAGAAGAGAAACCUAUCUGCCAUCGCGCAGAAAAUCGUGAAGUUCAACUCUCAACCAGAUAGUAUAUUCAAUAACCGCUCUUCAGAAGAGUUUUAUGACUUUGAGAAGACAUUUGAUGAACUAACAACUCAUGACUAUUUUCCUAGCAUGGAAGAGUGGCCACCAGUGCUUACCAGAUAUUAUGAAGAAGGCAAAAAGGUAGGAUUUCAUGCAUUUGGAGGACUACUAUCAUAUUUGCAGUGGCUGAAGCUCGACCAGUCACUAAUUAGCAUGGGGCAGGUAAGCGAAUACAGCCCGGCACGGUCCCAGGUGUCAUUGAUGCUAGACGGUGUCACUCUUCAAAAUUUAGAGAUAUUUGCUAAUUCUUUUGAUGGUACUGAUAAGGGUACGUUAUUUAAGUUAUUAAAUCGUGCUUUAACUCCAAUGGGCAAAAGAGCAAUGAGGAAUUGGGUAAUGCAUCCUCUGUUGCAAAAGGAGCAAAUUGAGUCAAGAUUUGAUUCCGUAGAUCUGCUUCUGAAUAAUAUGAACUUGAGGUCUAAAAUAGAAUCUGCUUUUACCGGUCUACCUGAUUUGGAGAGACAAUUGGCACGUAUUCAUUCUAGCUCGCUUAAAAUUAAAGACUUCGACAAAGUAAUUAGCGGUUUUGAAAGGCUAAGUGAGUUAAUAGAGGACUUAAGCAAAGAGGAAUUAGUGGGAUCUUUGGCUGCUUUUGUUAAUACAAUACCUGUCUCUUUAUCCCAAGAUAUUGAAGCAUGGACACAGGUUUAUGAUCGUCGGCGAGCUAUUGAAGAGGGGUGUAUUAUUCUCAAUAAAGGCAUUGAACCUGAAUUUGACGACUCGAUUCACAAAUUGGAUUGCCUAGAGGAGGAAUUGAAUACAGUGUUACAAGAGUAUAAGAAACAAUUCAAAUGCUCAUCGAUUAAAUACAAAGACAGCGGCAAGGAGCUUUAUACUAUUGAGAUGCCUAUUUCUGUAUGUGGUAAAGUUCCUUCAAAUUGGACACAAAUGGGCUCUAACAAGUCAACUAAGAGGUAUUAUUCUCCUGAAGUAAAAGCGUUAGCCAGAUCUGUAGCAGAAGCUAGAGAAUUACACAAGGUUAUUGAAGAGAGCUUAAAGAGUAGGUUGUACGAAAAGUUUUUCGCUAAAUACAAUACUACCUGGCUUCCUACUAUAAAAGCAGUUGCAGACAUAGAUUGUAUCCUUUCUCUUGCUCUCACAUCUGAAUCAUUAGGGUUCCCAGCUUGCAGACCAAAAUUCUUCGAUGAAAUUGAUGAACUAACGGGCGAAAUGCUGAAUGGCUUUGUUUCGUUUAAAGAAUUAAGGCAUCCAUGCUUUAACAUGGGUUCUAACACCGCUGUUGAUUUUAUACCAAAUGAUAUUGAGUUGGGUCGUAACACCGCUCAGAUAGGGUUAUUAACAGGUGCUAAUGCGGCCGGGAAAUCCACCGUACUUAGAAUGACCUGUGUAGCAGUCAUUCUUGCUCAGUUAGGUUGUUAUGUGCCUUGCGAAUCUGCAGAAUUAACACCUAUAGAUCGCAUUAUGACUAGACUGGGUGCCAAUGAUAACAUUAUACAGGGGAAGUCUACUUUCUUUGUUGAAUUGAGUGAAACUAAAAGGAUAUUGGAUAUGGCAACAAAUAGGUCACUACUUGUCUUAGAUGAACUGGGAAGAGGUGGCUCCUCGAGUGAUGGAUUUGCCAUUGCGGAAGGAGUUUUGCACCAUAUUGCUACCCAUAUCCAAAGUUUAGGGUUCUUCGCUACCCACUAUGGUGGACUAGGUAAAUCAUUUGAACACCAUCCAAUGGUUAAACCCUUAAAAAUGACAAUUCUAGUUGAUGAUGAGUCAAGGAAAGUAACUUUCCUUUAUAAGUUGGCAGACGGACAAAGUGAGGGUUCGUUUGGUAUGCAUGUGGCCUCCAUGUGUGGUAUCCCAAUUGAAGUUGUGGAUAAUGCGGAAAAAGCUGCUGACGACUUUGAACACACAUCUAGACUAUUAAAAGAACGCAAAAUGUAUCUGAAGGAUACGCACCUCAUCCCAUUGGGAUUACAAAGUGAUAUAGUUAGAUUAUGUUUUGGGGAUGGGUUGAAGAAUAACUCAAAAGGGACAGGGGAAGAUGUCAAGAACUAUACUUCAAAUAUUAAAUCUAAAGUUCUUUCUACCAUGAUAUCGAUUAUAGAUGGAUUAAAUGAAGAGUAG
Eremothecium sinecaudum is the source of this 3633-nucleotide messenger RNA. It is a transcript of the gene MSH6, whose product is annotated as mismatch repair ATPase MSH6. The coding region runs from base 1 to 3633 and encodes 1210 amino acids. Gene Ontology annotation, cellular component: MutSalpha complex; nucleus. Gene Ontology annotation, biological process: mismatch repair. NCBI's taxonomy places the organism in Eukaryota, Fungi, Ascomycota, Saccharomycetes, Saccharomycetales, Saccharomycetaceae. The transcript has a single exon. The record is from RefSeq and is a predicted model, not a curated record. Gene Ontology annotation, molecular function: ATP-dependent DNA damage sensor activity; mismatched DNA binding; ATP binding.